Molecule: messenger RNA, 1902 nt
Organism: Pseudozyma hubeiensis SY62
Lineage: Eukaryota; Fungi; Basidiomycota; Ustilaginomycetes; Ustilaginales; Ustilaginaceae
Exons: 1
Coding region: 1-1902 (633 amino acids)
Biological process (GO): retrograde transport, endosome to Golgi
Molecular function (GO): phosphatidylinositol binding
Source: RefSeq, a predicted model, not a curated record
AUGAGCACAGGGCACAACGAUGACAUGAAUCCUUUCCAGAUUCCCGAUGACGAGGGUGGCGCUUCCAAAACAUCCGCAGCGAAUCAAGCCUCAGCUGCAUCAUCACAUUCGUCGUUGCACGACAGCGCGGCAGACGAUGCCCGUGUUCAGGAAGACGACGACGACCAAGGCUGGGCCGGCUCUUCCUCCCGUGCACAGAUGAACGCUGCGCCGGAUGCCACUCCGAAUCCAGACGCUUCUACCCCUUCUUCCGCUCAGCGUGCAACGUUUGCUUCACCACCUUCCAUCAUCGAGAUUGUGGAUGCCCAAAAGUCGGGCGACGGCGGCUCGUCCUUCAUCGUCUAUGUCAUUCGAAACGGAACGUCCGAGGCCAAGAGGCGAUACUCGGAAUUCGAGGCGUUACGCGAAGCGCUCAUUCGACUGCAUCCCACCAUCAUCAUCGCUCCCAUCCCUUCCAAGCAUACAUUGAGCGACUAUGCAGCGAAGCAGAGCAAAGCCAAAGAGGAUGCCACCAUCAUCGCUCGUCGCAAGCGUAUGCUCCAGAGCUUCCUGCGUCGAUGCGACAACCAUCCAAAGCUUCGAGGCGACGAGGUGCUCCAAAAGUUCCUCGAUGGGCGAUAUCACUGGAACGAAAUCACCGCUUCACCUCCGCUUGUGCACCUUCCAAAGAACAACCUGCGAGCACCCGUACAGAACCCUGCCGAUCCACAUGCCAGUCCAGCGUAUGCACACCUCCCGUUGCCGUCGUCGGUCUCGUCGCUGCGACACCCGAAUCAGCGCUUCAUCGACUCGGAGGCUUUCACCAAUCGAUUCGCCAAUCACCUUUCUGGAAGUAUGGAAAAGGUCAAUCGUCGGCUCAUGCGACGCUGGACAGAGGCUUCCACCGACUAUGCCGAGCUUGGCGCCAUUCUCAACGGAUUUUCCUUGACGGAAUCCGGGCAGCUUGCCACGGCCAUCGAGCGCACGGGUCAGGCUGCCGAUGCUGCCUACAUUGCCACGGGUCAGAUGCUCAAGCAGUGGGAGGAGAAAUUCACCGAGCCUCUUCACGAGUACACGCAGUUUGCCGCGAUACUGCAGAAGCUUCUCAAGUGGCGUCAUCUCAAGAACCUGCAGUACGAGCUGGCGCAGGAUGCGCUCGAAGCUAAAAAGACGCAGCUCGAGGAGCUCGAGAGGGUGGAGAAUGAGGCGAAGCGGUUGGAGGAGGCGUUGGAACGUGGCGGGGCUGGGUUGGUGGGCAGUGGUGGACGUGUGACGGGUGGUGGCAUCGACGCCAAUGGUAUACGUGAUGGGGUGGGCUCGGGCUUCCGUCCUUCUGCCUCUGUGUACGGACGAGCAAGUGGGGAGGAAGCUGGCUCUGCUGCCAAUGGUGGAGCGAAAAGCAGCGGUGGUGGUAGUGCCAAUGACAGCACGGAUGCUGCGGCUGCAUCUGCUUCUGAAGCCAACGGAUCUCAGAGCGCACGAUCUCGAGCGACAUCACCACCCUCGUCACCAUCCAAACGAUCCUCCUCCCGAUCUACGGGCUACGGUCUCUUGGGCGCAAUCACACACACGUUCCAAAGCGUCAUGGACGUCGAUCGUGACGCAUCACGACGAAGCAACAUCUCGAAACUUCGCGAAGAGAUCUCGCUCUUGGAAGAAGGUCUUUCUCUUACCUCGAACGAUCUGCACUACGCUACGGUGGCCAUUCAGGCUGAUCUGGAUCGGUUCCAGAGGCAGAAGGUGAGCGAUUUCAAGGAGAUGAUGUUGGACUUUGCCAAGAUGCACAGGGAGUUUGCACAGACGAAUCUGGAUAAUUGGAGGGAGGCGAAGCGGGAGAUUGAUGCGGUGGAGAGGCCGGCGGGUAUGCCGGAGAGCAGUUUGGCAAGGAGAGAUGGGGCAAGUACGCCGGUUAGGAGGUCGUAG